AUGUCGGUAGGCCCAAAGCACAAAUCGCAUCUAAUCUUCCAGAAGAAGAAGAAACAGUGGAUGCUCGUGACUGGCAAAUGGCUUAAAGAACAUCGAGAGUCACGAAUUGCGCUCCUGAAAGUCAUGAAAAAGGCUGGUGUCGGCGACGAGAAUUACAUGGCCAGGAACAUGGCAAUGGUGAAAUACUUGCAGGAGCAUGGCAACGACCUAGUACGGUCGGGUGAACAUGCAUUGUUCCUGGCUCUUGAGGAGGAAAAAUUGGGCCUUGUUGAGGAUGAAGAAAGCGAUACUAGUCCAGUUGCUUCGGCGUGUUUUGCACCGGUGGCGAAAGCCGCGGCGAAUCCACUGCGACAAUUAGACCCCAUUUUGGAGUGGGCACGAACUUACACGAUUAUUUGGAUAUGCAUAACAGCGAAAAGGGUCGCUGGUAUUACCUGGGCCAUUUGGGAAGUCAUGACACGAGUCGCGCGCAUCAAAAGUCUAAAAACAUGA
Seminavis robusta is the source of this 492-nucleotide messenger RNA. The record is from the annotation of a GenBank genome assembly. NCBI's taxonomy places the organism in Eukaryota, Bacillariophyta, Bacillariophyceae, Naviculales, Naviculaceae.